AUGCUUCCCCUUCUCCCUUUCCACAAAUCCAUUCUCGAACGUAUACAUGACCCCGCAACCAGCGACUUUGUCCUUCUCGCGCGCGGCCUCGGACUGCGAAGAAUAGUAUGCACCCUGAUGAAGAUCUAUGACUCCCCACAGACUUUGACGCUACUGCUCAAUGCGUCACCUGAAGAGGAAUCCGCUAUCGGGGAGGAACUCGGCGUGAUGGGGUGUAGAAAGCCUGGUCUCAGGAUUGUCGGGUAUGAGAUGGGGCGGAAAGACAGACAGGAUCUAUACAAGCAGGGCGGCCUCAUUUCCGUUACCUCCCGCAUCCUCGUCGUCGACAUGCUCCAGUCCGAUAUACCAACCGAAUUGAUCACCGGCAUCAUCGUCAUGCAUGCUGAGAAGGUCACGCCGCUGUCUCUGGAGGCCUUUAUAGUGCGGCUGUACAGAGAGAAGAACAAGAACGGGUUCCUCAAGGCCUUCUCGGACGAACCUGAGCACAUCACCAGCGGACUGUCUCCCUUGAGGAAUAUCCUAAAGGAGCUACAGCUACGCACAGUUCACAUCUACCCCAGAUUCCACGAAGAGAUCAAGCAAUCCCUCGAACGUCGUCGAGCAGACGUCAUCGAGAUCUAUCCGCACCUCACUGAGUCCAUGAAGGACAUACACGGUGCCAUCGUACAGUGCAUGUCUACAACGCUCGCUGAGCUCAAGAGGUCGAAUACCACCUUGGAUCUGGACGACAUAAAUGUCGAGAACGCGUACUUUCGCUCGUUCGACGCCAUUGUCCGGAAGCAACUCGACCCCGUCUGGCACAAAGUCGGGCCAAAGACGAAGCAGCUCGUCAGCGACCUCGCGACGCUGAGACGGCUACUGAUGUAUCUUCUGACGUACGACGCACUGGCGUUCCACGCGUACCUGGAGACCAUCGUCACCUCCAAUAUCACCGGCGCGGGGGGCGGCCAGCGGCAGCACCAGAGUCCGUGGCUCCUCACCGACGCCGCGAACGUCAUCUUCCAGGUCGCGAAGCGCCGGUGCUACACGCUCUCGCGGAAGGCGCCGCUCGCGCCCGCGACCGAGCUUGAUCUAGCGGACGACGAAGACGCGUGGGCAGCGCUCGAUGAAGUCGAGUUCGGUAAUGAAGGUGGGCAUUCGGGCACCACGGACGGGAGCAAGAAGAAGUGGCUGCCGAAAGGGAUGGACCCCGUUCUGGAAGAGCUGCCGAAGUGGGAGACUCUGGCGGAGGUACUCCAGGAGAUCGAGGAGGAGAUGAUGAGAUUCGAGGGCAUAGGGUUGCGUGCAGUCACGCCGGGCAGCAAUACUGUCCUCAUCAUGACGUCCUCCACUCGGACCUCCAACCUUAUCACAGAGUACCUAGAGUCCAUGGACACAGACGCUCCGUCAGGUCAGAAAGGGAGGCGGAUGAUGGAGCGCAAGCUAAGGUUGUACCUGUGGUGGAAGAGUAAACUGAGUGACCGAAAGCAGGACGGUAAACCUGGCUUCGGGUUGCCCGAUAGGGUGGGAGAUAGGCUCACCGAUGACGCGGCGGACGGAGAGGUGAGUGAAGCCUUGAAGAAGAAGGAUCGGGAGAGGAGGGAGAGACAGCAAAGCAGGAGGCGAGUUAGAGGAGGGGCCGCGAAUGCCGCUCCGAGCCAAAGACGUGCGGAGAAGCGGGGCGCUGAUGGGGUUGUGGGUGAGAAAUUCGACUCUGUAUACGGUUUACUGGCGCCGCAGCAGACGAUAGUCGUGCGGGCCUACUCCGAUGAUACUGAUGACAUGAUGCUGGCGGAGAUACAACCUAGAUUCAUUGUCAUGUUUGAACCGAAUCAGGAUUUCGUCAGGCGUAUUGAGGUCUACAGAAGUUCAAGUCCGGGUUUAGGGGUCAGGGUAUAUUUUAUGGUGUAUCGGGACAGUUCCGAGGAACAUAAGUAUCUUCUUGGUCUCCGUAGAGAGAAGGAAGCAUUCGAGCGGUUAAUCAAAGAGCGAGGGUCCAUGCUUAUGCCCAUCCUCGAAGAGAGAAGAUCAGGCUCCAACGACGCUGUCAUCAAAACGAUAAGCAGUCGAAUAGCUGGUGGGCGUAAAGAACUGAACAAGGAACCUUCGAGGGUCAUCGUCGAUUUGAGAGAGUUCCGGUCCUCCUUGCCGUCGCUUCUGCAUGCGUCUGGGCUGCAAGUUAUUCCUGCUACCCUGACAGUCGGCGAUUACAUCCUUACGCCAGACAUGUGCGUGGAGAGGAAGAGUAUCCCGGAUCUGGUCUCGAGUUUCAACAGUGGACGACUGUACACGCAAUGCGAGCUCAUGUCGGUUCACUACAAGCAGCCGAUCCUCCUGAUCGAAUUCGAGGAGCAUAAAUCCUUCUCCUUGGAGACAGUCUCGGACAUGAAAUCGUACGUGAAGCCAACGGGCAAAUACCCUCCGAAGAAAACGGCCAACGGCCCUAACGACCCCGAUGGGCGCUCGUCCGGACCGACCAUCCAAUCCAAGCUCGUCCUGCUCACCCUUUCCUUCCCGCGCCUGCGCAUCAUCUGGUCCUCAUCUCCGUACGCCACCACCGACAUCUUCGCGGACCUGAAGACCAACAACCCCGAGCCGGACCCGUCCGUCGCUGUCUCCGUCGGCGCCGAGGAUGAUUCGGAGAAGGGCGCGGGCGUGAACGCCACGGCGGAAGAGCUGCUGAGGUGUCUGCCCGGGGUGACGGCAAAGAACGUGCAUUUCGUGAUGGGGAAGGUAGGGAGCGUGAGGGAGUUGUGCGAGUUACCGCUCGAACGGGUACAGGAGAUACUAGGCGUCGAGCCGGGGAAGGCGUGCUAUGAGUUCAUGCACAAGGGCGAGAGGAGGCGGUAGCAGUAUUCCGCACGCCCGCGUCUGCGGCGCGUUUACGGCGUAGUUGCACCAUUGUAUAGUCUCCUCACUCGAGGGCAGAGGACGUAUAGUAUAACAUUAUCGUACAGUCCGCGACCACCUGAAGCGGAAUAAUUAUACACACCGGUCCUCACCACCGCCUGUCCCGAAUACCUCUAUUGCCCCUGCCCCGCUCCCUCUGUGCCUCCCUCACUUCCUGCCUAUUGUACUGGUCACCGUAGGUAGUGCGGUCCUCGUCAUAGACCGUGCUCGGCGUCUCGCUCCC
This is a messenger RNA of Gloeophyllum trabeum ATCC 11539, 3112 nucleotides long. RefSeq lists its product as uncharacterized. Lineage: Eukaryota; Fungi; Basidiomycota; Agaricomycetes; Gloeophyllales; Gloeophyllaceae. Gene Ontology annotation, molecular function: single-stranded DNA binding; damaged DNA binding; single-stranded DNA endonuclease activity. The transcript has 13 exons. Gene Ontology annotation, biological process: resolution of meiotic recombination intermediates; double-strand break repair via homologous recombination; nucleotide-excision repair involved in interstrand cross-link repair. Bases 1 to 2829 code for a protein of 942 amino acids. Gene Ontology annotation, cellular component: nucleotide-excision repair factor 1 complex. The record is from RefSeq and is a predicted model, not a curated record.